Sporothrix brasiliensis 5110 is the source of this 648-nucleotide messenger RNA. RefSeq lists its product as uncharacterized. NCBI's taxonomy places the organism in Eukaryota, Fungi, Ascomycota, Sordariomycetes, Ophiostomatales, Ophiostomataceae. The record is from RefSeq and is a predicted model, not a curated record. The transcript has 2 exons. The coding region runs from base 1 to 648 and encodes 215 amino acids.
AUGGCCACGGCGCGUGUGCGCCGCGCAUUCCGCUAUACGACCGACGACGACGACGCCGCUCACUUGGACGAGCCGGAAGUCCUCGAUGAGGAGGAACAAGAUACGCUCAUUCAGUCGCUCGUCGAACAGAACCAGAAGCGCAACGAGCAGUUUCGCCAGGUGCUGUUGGCCAUCCCGGCCCUUGCAGUGGUCCCCUUUCUGAUUGCUUGCUUCACAUCGUCGUCUCCCUCGACGGCCAUUGUAUCAAUGCUGGGCAUCUCAUCGCUUGGCGCCACGGCGUUUCUUGUGCACCAGCAGUCGCCCACCAAGACGGGCAUCCGCGUACUGGACGCGUGGAGCGGUGCCGACAUCAAAGGCAAAGGCCGCGAGACUUCGGGCGCGCCGCUUCGCCUGUCGGACUGGUCAGGCGCCGGCGGCCGGCCACCGCCACUGGAGGUGUACCUGCCCUUUUUAAAUCUGGGUCUGUGUGCCGUGCUGCUGCUCUCUCUGUUCGUGUCCAGAGGAGCACCAUCCAGCACGCCAUAUCGGCUGCUGGGCAGUUUGCCUGCAGCCGUCUAUGGCGUGGUGCUAGUCUCCAAGGUGACCAUGGCCGGUGUGGACCCCGAGCGGGAGCUGGGCCGGUUGCGGUACGAGUACAAGGGCGCGUGA